This is a messenger RNA of Leishmania braziliensis MHOM/BR/75/M2904, 1230 nucleotides long. Its product is annotated as putative aspartate aminotransferase. Lineage: Eukaryota; Euglenozoa; Kinetoplastea; Trypanosomatida; Trypanosomatidae. Bases 1 to 1230 code for a protein of 409 amino acids. The record is from RefSeq and is a predicted model, not a curated record. Gene Ontology annotation, molecular function: L-aspartate:2-oxoglutarate transaminase activity; pyridoxal phosphate binding. The transcript has a single exon. Gene Ontology annotation, biological process: amino acid metabolic process; biosynthetic process.
AUGUCCGCACAGUCCACCAUGACGACGGCGGAGCACUGGCAAAUGAUUGAAGGGCAAGUUCCUGAUGCCAUCUUUGGGCUUGCAAAACGCGCCGCCGCCGCCAAAGGCCCCAAGGCUAACCUCGUCAUCGGUGCCUACCGCGACGACAAUGGCAUUCCCUACCCUCUGCGCGUGGUCCGCAAAGCUGAGCGACUUCUUAUAGACAUGAAUCCCGACUACGAGUACCUGCCCAUCUCUGGCUACCAGCCCUUCAUUGAUGAGGCGGUAAAGAUGGUGUACGGCGAUGCCGUCGAGCUGGAGAACCUUGUUGCGGUGCAGUCGCUGAGCGGCACCGGUGCCCUCUCUCUCGGUGCGAAGCUGCUGACUUACGUCUACGACGCUGAGAAGACGCCUAUAUACCUGUCCAACCCCACGUGGCCCAACCACAACUCCAUCGUGAAGGGUGCUGGCUGGAAGAACAUCCACACGUACACCUACUACGAUCCUAAGACGGUAAGCCUGAACUUUGAGGGCAUGAAGAAGGACAUUCAGGCCGCGCCGAAUGGAUCCGUGUUCAUUCUACACCAGUGCGCGCACAACCCCACUGGUGUGGACCCAUCACAGGAGCAGUGGGAUGAGAUCGCGGAGCUGAUGCUAGCCAAGCAUCACCAGGUAUUCUUCGACUCUGCUUACCAGGGCUAUGCGAGCGGCAAUCUCGACGAGGACGCGUACGCCGUCCGCCUGUUUGCACGGCGCGGUAUCGAGGUACUGCUGGCACAGUCCUUCUCCAAGAACAUGGGCCUGUACAACGAGCGCACUGGUACGUUGUCGCUGCUCCUCAAAAACAAGACUAAGUGCGCGGAUGUGAAGAGCGUGUUGGAGUCGCUGAUCCGUUCGGAGUACACCUGCCCCCCGGCUCAUGGUGCCCGCUUGGUUCACCUCAUCCUGAGCAACAGCGAGCUACGGAAGGAGUGGGAGGUGGAGCUGGCGGCCAUGGCGGAGCGCAUCCGCACGAUGCGGCGGAUUGUGUACGACGAGCUGCUGCGCUUGCAGACGCCGGGAAGCUGGGAACAUGUGAUCAACCAGAUCGGCAUGUUCUCCUUCCUCGGGCUGUCAAAGGAGCGCUGUCAGUACUGCCAGGACCACAACGUCUUCAUCACACUGACGGGCCGCGCCAACAUGGCGGCUCUGACACACGAGACGGCCCUGCUGCUGGCCCAGACAAUCAACGAUGCUGUGCGGUCUGGAUAA